Naegleria gruberi is the source of this 966-nucleotide messenger RNA. RefSeq lists its product as uncharacterized. The record is from RefSeq and is a predicted model, not a curated record. Lineage: Eukaryota; Heterolobosea; Eutetramitea; Acrasida; Naegleriidae. The transcript has a single exon. Gene Ontology annotation, cellular component: cytoplasm. Bases 1 to 966 code for a protein of 321 amino acids.
AUGUCUCUUCUCCAAAAUCUUAAACGUAUUGAAUUCUACACUGCUUUCAUUUGUCCAUAUGCACACAGAUCAUUGAUUGCUAUCAUUGAAAGUCAACUGCAAGGAAAAUUGCCAAAGUUUGCCUCAGUUUUGAACUCUGAAGAAACCAAACCAAUUUAUUACAAUGAAAUUGACUUGCUCCUUGAUGAGCAAACAAAGGAGCAUUACAAACGUAUCAAUCCACAAGGAAAGGUACCAGCUCUCAAACUUGUAUUGAACGAUGAUACUUCUCUGGUUGUUAACGAAUCACUUGUCAUUGGCGAAUUCAUUCAAGAAACUUUCAACCCAAAUCUAUUGCCACAAUCAGAAAAUCCAAUUGAGACUGCAUUUGCCAAAGCUCAGUACAAGAUUUGGACUUCUUACUUUGACAGUAAUUUUACCUCACUUUUCUUUAAGAUUUCCUUUGAAAAACUUACAGUCGAUGCUGUUAUCACUGAGCAGCUCCCUAUCACUCAUGAGAAAAUCUCAUUCCUUGUUCAAAAUGGUUUCAAACCAAAUCAAAAGGGUAGAGGUGAUUUCUUCUUUGGCGAUCAAUUCAGCUUAUUGGAUGGAGCUCUCAUUCCAUUCAUUAUUAGAUUUGAUUCGAAUUUGAGAAAUCAGUAUGGUGUUGAUUUGUUUAAACCUCUCCCUACUGACAAUGAAACUGUUGUAGAAUCAUUGGCUAUUUUCAAGAAGUGGUAUCAAGCUGUAAGAGCUAGACCAAGUGUCAAGAAAUCUGCAUAUGAGCCAGACUUUGUUCCACUCUCAACUACUUCAAAUGCUACCAGAAAAGUACUCGUUUCAGGUUAUGAAGCAACUCUUGAGGAAGAGCAAUCUGGAAAGAAGAAGGAAAUUGUAUCUGCUACUGAACUCCAAGUUGAUUGGUUUGAUUAUGAAAGGUAUUUAACAAGAGGUUAUGAAUUGCGCCUUGCCAAGUUACAAAAAUAA